AGUUCCCUCCACGAGCCCGCAGUCACACAACACGGAGGGAGUUCCUCCGACUCGGACCGUACCACCGCCCGCUCCGUCGACACAGACACUGAACCAGCAGCUUGUUUUAAUACUUUAACAGCUGAAGCGACAGGUUUACUUUAAAUCUGUGUGUGUGUGUGUGUGUGUGGCGGAUAAGUUUUAGUUUUUAUUCGCUGGGAGAGAUUUUUUUUCGUUUUUCCACCAGCAGAGAUGCCUGAGGACGUUGGGACAGCUAAGCCUGGAGGAGUCAUUGCCUACAUCUCCUCCGGCUCCGCCUCCAGCCCAGAGUCCUGCAUGAGCACCAGCAGCAGCAGCAGCGGCUACCUGUCGACAUCGCCGACUCUGUCCCGCCCCUCGCUGCCCAGCAGGGCCGUGGGCAUGGUGGUGGACAUCUCUCCGCCGACCAAGAGCGGUCACCAGCGUAGCCACGGCGUGGAGAAGGCCGGCCGCUCCUCCACGUCCGCCAAGAGCAGCAUCACGAAGAUCAACGGCAUGGUGCUGUUAUGCAAGGUGUGCGGCGAUGUUGCCUCGGGCUUCCACUAUGGCGUCCAUGCUUGCGAGGGCUGCAAGGGCUUCUUCAGGAGGAGCAUCCAGCAGAACAUCCAGUACAAGAAGUGUCUUAAGAUGGAGAACUGCACCAUCAUGAGGAUCAACAGGAACCGCUGCCAGCAGUGUCGCUUCAAGAAGUGUCUGGCUGUCGGCAUGUCCCGAGACGCUGUCCGAUUUGGCCGCAUCCCAAAGCGGGAAAAGCAGAGGAUGCUGCUGGAGAUGCAGAACGCCAUGAACAACAUGAUGAGCAACAACAGCCAGCUGCACGGCAUGCUGCACGGCCACCAGAGCCCCUCGCUGCCCAUGGAGGCCAUGACCAGCGAUUCCAGCUCCUCGCCCUCCUCUUCCUCCUCCUCUGCUUCCGAUUCCCCGUCGUGCUCCAACCCCUCCUCCCCUCAGUGCCCUCAGGACUCAGAGUCCGUGGUUUCCAUGGACACCAACUCCAGCUCCGCCUCCUCCUGCGGGUCAGACAGCGGCGAGGACGAGGGCGUCGUCACGACAGGCAGGCAGCAUCAAGAUGCCUUCGCGUUUAGCCAACAGAGGUCGCAGAGACAGGGUCAGGCGCCCUCGCCGGUCAUGGCGGCCCCGGAGACGGGCUGCGACAGCCGCAUGGAGCAGCAACAGGAGAGCUGGAACUGCUGGAACAACAGUGGGGUCGUGGGAGGUUACCAGCACGGCGCUUACAGCCAACACGUCACCAACACUGCUUACAGAGAGGAGAGGGCGGUCUACCAGCAGCAGCAGCUCAGCAGCGCCCCUAGCUGUGAACCGUCGGACGACAGCCAAACACAGCAUGACUUCAACACACAAACUGCCUCAAGUGGUUAUAAUGGACCAACCAGCUGUGUGAAUAAUAGAGCACAUCUGGUCUGUCCAAUGAACACGUCACCGUACGUGGACCCCCACAAGCCAAGCCAGGAGGUCUGGGAGGAGUUCUCCAUGAGCUUCACCCCCGCCGUGCGGGAGGUGGUCGACUUCGCCAAGAGGAUCCCGGGCUUCCGCGACCUCCCUGAGCACGACCAAGUCAGCCUGCUGAAAGCUGGAACUUUUGAGGUGCUGAUGGUCCGAUUCGCCUCUCUGUUCAACGUGGUCGAGCGGACGGUAACCUUCCUGAGCGGCAAACGCUACAGCCUCGACACGCUACGGUCGCUGGGCGCCGGCGAGCUGCUCAACUCCAUGUGCGAGUUCAGCGAGAAGCUGGCGGCGCUGCGUCUCGACGCCGACGAAAUGAGCCUCUUCACCGCCGUCGUGCUCGUCUCAGCCGAUCGCUCAGGGAUCCAGGACCUAAACUCAAUCGAGGCCCUGCAGGACAAACUGAUCCGGGCGCUGCGAAACCUGGUGAUGCAGAACCACGGCGAGGAGUCGGCCACCACCUUCACCAAGCUGCUGCUCAAGCUUCCCGAGCUGCGUUCACUCAACAACAUGCACUCAGAGGAACUGCUCUCCUUCAAAGUUCACCCUUGAAAGCUUCCUAAAAGAGGGUGGGAGGGUAACAUCCGUGCCCACCACCUUAUCCACACACCUCCACCUCCACCUCCACCAGGACCUGCCUCUUACUGUCCCCUCGCCCCCCCUCCGUAUUCGACCAACCCAAGUUGUGUGUUUUUGUUUCUAGAAUGUAUUAAAAGUUAUUUUUUAUUCUAUUUUUGUUAAGUAGACCACGUGGCGGUCUUGAAGAGAGAAGAAUUAUAAAACUGUACUGUAUUUAUAGAGGAGAUAGCUAACGCUUGUUGCACACAAACACACGCAAGUGCUCGUGUGUCAGAGGUUUCUUAGGUUGUUUUUUCUUGCAAAAUUGGAGGCACUUUUCUAUUCUGAGAGACAGAAGAGUUCUUAAACUGGCUUUAUGAAAUGAUCCAGAGUUUAAAAAAGAUAAAAACCAACCAAUUUGUCAGUCCAAAAGCCAUUUAAUUCCAAAGUGUAUUCUCUGCUGAGCAGGUGAAUGUGAGAGAUAAUGUAUACCUUACAUACCGCAUGUUUGUUUGGUCCAAUAUUGUGACUGAUACGUGUCAGCAAGCAAAGGCAAGCUAUCAGUAAAUGUGUUGAAGAAUGUGUGACGGUCGCUGCUAAUGCAUGGCUAUACUUAAUGCGAACAAUUAUUACUUGGAUCUUCUCCCCUUGCCUCAGAAAAGCAUCAGUAUCGUUUUCAGUGUGUAUAUGUAUAUGUAUAUAUAUACACAUGAGUGUCGUAUUCUUUUUAUUUAAUUUUUUUUCCAAGUCCAUGUCAACUGCCUGUACACUGCCUGGUGAUUUCUGGGGGAGUCGAUGACGCCAUUUUUCAGCAACACUACAUUUUGCACAUGUUCUGGAGCAGGAAAAAAAAAAAAAAACAAGUAACACAAAAGCCAGCGAUAGUGUGGCGCAGCAUCACGUAACGGCUACGUGUAAACGUGGUCACACACAAGGUGUUUUUGCUGUUUUCCCACUUUCUGGUUUUCUGAUGAUGUGUUUCUGUUUUUUUUAUUAUCAAACUUUGUGUGCUUUCAGCAUAGCACUGAAUCGACACUUGUUUUUAUCCAUUUUGUUGAAAUAUCUGUUUUCUUUGAGUGGCAACACUGCCAUAUGUAAAUAACUAUAUAAAUAUAUACAUAUAUAUAAAUAUCUGAUGAACAUAGAAUAUAAAUAUGAUAUAGUAUGAAUAAAUACAAGUGAAGAAUA
This is a messenger RNA of Dicentrarchus labrax (European seabass), 3228 nucleotides long. RefSeq names its product nuclear receptor subfamily 1, group D, member 2a (gene nr1d2a). Lineage: Eukaryota; Metazoa; Chordata; Actinopteri; Moronidae. The record is from RefSeq and is a predicted model, not a curated record. Bases 232 to 2034 code for a protein of 600 amino acids. Gene Ontology annotation, biological process: cell differentiation; positive regulation of transcription by RNA polymerase II; negative regulation of transcription by RNA polymerase II. The transcript is spliced from 8 exons. Gene Ontology annotation, molecular function: zinc ion binding; nuclear receptor activity; RNA polymerase II cis-regulatory region sequence-specific DNA binding.